Messenger RNA from Hydractinia symbiolongicarpus, 1828 nucleotides. RefSeq lists its product as uncharacterized. Bases 21 to 1535 code for a protein of 504 amino acids. The record is from RefSeq and is a predicted model, not a curated record. Lineage: Eukaryota; Metazoa; Cnidaria; Hydrozoa; Anthoathecata; Hydractiniidae. The transcript has a single exon.
CUUUGUUUGUACUGGAAAAUAUGAAGAGAUCUUCAAGCGGUGAUAUAUUAAUACAACUAAAACAAAUAAAGAUAGGUAAAAGAAGAUUACGCUAUAUAUACAUUCCACAAUCUUUGAUGGAAAGUAAAGAGUUUAUGAAGGAAACUGAUAAAGAAUGUUGUCUGCUGUUUCUUGGUUGUGAUGUAUUAAGCAGCACAUCCGUACUUCCAAAAAAUAUGGCAAGAACUCAUACAAGAUUAUUGAAAUCAAAACAAUGUAGCAAAAUAUCCUUUCCCCAUCGUUUGGCUGGAGUUGCGGGACAUACAAAAGAUGCUUGGUUUUAUAGUAUUCAUGGUUUGUUUCGAAGCGUCUUUGAAUUUUAUGACUUUGCAGAACAAGUUUUGGUCUUACGGUAUUUAUUCCAUAUAUGGAGUAUCGCUAACGAAAGAUUUUUGCCAGAGAAGUUAAUUUUAACAGAUCACAAUUUUAUUGAUAAAGAGAUGUUUGUAACUGUUAUUAUUGACAGAAUUGAUAAUUGUAAAAUAUGUGAAGAAACUGCAUGUUCGAAACGUAUGUGUAUGUCAAGGAAUAACAAAAGCGUAGCCACACAGUGCAGCAUGUCAUGGAAUAAAAAAAGCGUAGCCACACAGUGCACAAUUCAUUACUCUUCUGUCGCAUCUCAAUAUGAUUUAAAUGUAUGUAUGAAUAGAUCAUCUCAGACAGUUUAUUGCAAGAAUAAAAUGAUAUCACAAUUUACACAAAGUGAUAAAAUUGUAUCCAAUGAGAAACAAUGUCAAACAGAGUAUGUGAAAAUUGAUCAACAUACAUCUCCUACACACCUUCCAGAUCAUAUGAAUUGUUCUUCAGAAGAAUACCAUAGCCAUAGAAUUGAGAGUGCUAGUUUUCAGGAAUUCAAUAUUAACAUGCAGUCUAAACAAGAUGUUGUUGCUAACUCAAUGCAUGGAACAUUAUCUCUUAGUUUGAUCAAUUCUGUAGCAAAACAUAUUAAGACAUACUUCCCCCUUGCGUUGAAAAAUAUCAAGUAUUACAAAGUUUACGUACUGCUUGAAACUUUUUUGGAUUUAAUUAAAGAAGAAGUGUUGCGUAUAGAAAGCACAACUACUGGAAUAUUCCCUUUUCAUUUGAUGACAGAAUAUUGUAAUCUUCGAAAGUCAUGUGAUCACAUCAACCAAGAAAAUCCGAUAGAAAGAGAUUUGUAUUAUCGAGAAUGUGCUCUUCAUGUUAUUAGUAAGUGGCUUGCGGGUGAGUUUAAUAAACUCCAGACCGCCAUAACAUCCCAAAUAGACGAGUUUAAGAGAAAACAAAUUGCAAUGAACAAACUGAUUCCAAAUCCUGUUGAAAUAAUAAGUCAACAUCAUUUAUAUCCUUCUUUUAUGGUUGAAUUAAGCACAUGGGUUGGUGGAUAUCAAAGAGAAGAAGAAAGAACGUUUUUUUGUUCACGACUUUUGUUGGUUCUGGAAUUACUUAAUGAUACUUUACUUACUGGGAUGGGUCAUGUCGUUUAUGCGAAAUUAAAAUGUAAUUAUGCCAUGUAAAGUCUUCAUAAAAAUAAUUCGGUUAACCCUCCAUGUCUUAUAUUCAUAAAAUUCAUUUGAGAUAUAAAGAGUUUAACUGGAACUUAAAAUAUUAAGAGUUUAACAUAGCAAAUAGUUGUUCAUCUUUCAUAGAGAAAAAGCAAAAGAAUCAAUAAAAUUGUUUCAAGUUAACAAAAUUUUUAAGACAUGGAAGGAAAACUGUAUGUAUGUACAUGUAUACUGAAAGUUAAUAUUGAAUUGUCUGAUGUGCCUCAGUUAUUCAGAUAAAUAGAAAUAAAUGUGUGUUAAUGUCA